Messenger RNA from Ooceraea biroi (clonal raider ant), 2027 nucleotides. It is a transcript of the gene Ugalt, whose product is annotated as UDP-galactose transporter. The record is from RefSeq and is a predicted model, not a curated record. Gene Ontology annotation, molecular function: pyrimidine nucleotide-sugar transmembrane transporter activity. Gene Ontology annotation, cellular component: Golgi membrane. Lineage: Eukaryota; Metazoa; Arthropoda; Insecta; Hymenoptera; Formicidae. Gene Ontology annotation, biological process: pyrimidine nucleotide-sugar transmembrane transport.
CGCUGACGCUUUUAACAUUCUUCGCUAAUAUUUCUCUCCACACUUUAUAAUUUCUUAAAUUGUCGCAUAAAUUCGUUUAUUUAACUGUCACGAUGUAAAUAUCGGAGUAGAUAUGUGAUAUAAAUAAAUAAAUGAAUAAGUGCAAAUUUCUUCUCUUAUAAUGUCAUCACGCGUGUGGAGAUGAUGAUGAUGUUCUGUCUGCGUGUGACAUGUUGCAAAGUAUCGUUUGAUCUCUGACUGCUUUGCUUUUACUUCUUGUUAUCAAAAGGAAAAAUGUAGCUUGUGGAUAAACAUUCACUAGUUAUUUCAUAAAGGCUGACAGAAACCAGUGAUAAACAUGAACAAAAUGUCGCAAAGGACUGUACAAACACUGAAGUACGUGAGUUUGGUUACUCUGACGCUUCAAAAUGCUAUGGUUGGCCUUAGUAUGCGAUAUUCAAGGACCAGAGCAGGGGACAUGUUUCUCUCUUCCACUGCUGUUGUGAUGGCUGAAGUAGUUAAACUUUUCACUUGCCUGGUGCUAGUGUUCGUCGAGGAGGGAGGUUUUGAGAAAUUUUAUAGAACUCUACACACGACAAUCGUGAAGCAACCCAUCGAUACCUUGAAAGUCUGCGUGCCAUCUCUCUUGUACAUCAUACAGAACAAUUUGCUCUAUGUUUCCGCUUCUAAUCUGGAUGCAGCUACACAUCAAGUGACGUAUCAGUUGAAAAUUUUAACCACGGCCUUCUUCGCGGUGACAAUACUGCACAGGUCCCUGCGCAGCACCCAGUGGGGCGCGUUAGUGCUCCUGGUAAUCGGAGUGGUUCUGGUGCAGCUGGCGCAAAGCGUAAAAACGAUACUACCUUCGGGCGUCGAGCAGAGUCACUGGUUAGGUUUCUCCGCCGCUUUGAGCGCGUGUUUCCUGUCCGGAUUCGCGGGCAUCUACUUCGAGAAGAUACUCAAGGGCUCGGACAUAUCCGUGUGGAUGCGAAAUGUGCAACUGAGUGUGCUGUCCAUACCGUUUGGCUUGGGUACGUGUUUCCUGAACGACGGCGACGUCAUCCGCAAGCAGGGCUUCUUCUUCGGUUACGAUUGGUUCAUCGUUUACCUGGUGGUCCUGCAAGCGGGCGGCGGGCUGAUCGUAGCCAUGGUGGUCAAGUAUGCGGACAAUAUACUGAAAGGCUUCGCCACUUCCCUGGCUAUCAUCAUCUCCUGCAUAGCUUCCAUUUAUCUGUUCGACUUUCAUCCGUCGUUCCAGUUCGCUCUGGGUGCGUUCCUCGUGAUUUGUUCGAUUUUCCUAUACGGCCACCAGCCGAAAGUUGUGAGCCUGGAUAAACAUACGUCCGCCGAGAAAGUUUGAUAAUAGUAGAAAAUAUUAUAACGAUUUCCUCGAUUAUGCAAUUUUAUGAGUAAAUUUUCUCAUUGAAAAUCCUAAUUAAGUUGUCGAUUCUUACGAGAGCUUACAUUAAAGAAAAAGAAAUAGUUUAACUGACACUAAGCAUUAGUGUCAGUGAGUUUGAGUAUAAUGUCAAGAUUUGUAUAUCAAAAACUUUGAUAGAUUGUUUUGAGAAAACUUGGUGGUACAAGCUUUUUAUAUCAUAAGAUGCAAUGAAGAGAUUGUUACAUUGUACAUAUGAGGGAAUCACCAAGUGCAAUCGUGUUUUUAUAUUCGAUUCCAGUGCAUCUGAUCUGUCGUGUGAUAAUGCAAGGAUCAGCGUAUCCUAAAUGGCGAGAGCAAAGUAUGUAGAAAUUAAAAAGGUUAGAUUACGCACCGCGUAAUUUUGUCCGUUUCUAACUGCAAACGAUAACGUUAUUCGAGUUUAUUUUUAUAUAGCAAUAACUUUUUGUUUUUAUAUAGCUUUGGACCCAGUAUAUAUACUUGACAGAAAUGUAUUAAUUAGGUCAGUAAGUUAUUAAAUUCGCACUACAUGUACUUAAGUAAUUUAAAUAGCUUUUAAUAAACGCGAUUUUUACGAGAAACCCUUAGACUCUGUAAUUAGUGGGCUUAUCUAAAUCUAAUUAGAUUAAUAAAAUGCUUGCAGAAUUUA